UGAUGUCUUAUCCUGCCGAGGGAAUUGAAUCUGCCUAUCGAAACCAUGUUGAUGAUGUCAGGGGUCUGUUAGAUUCAAGACACCCUGGCCACUAUGCUGUUUAUAAUGUGUCUGGAAGAGCGUACUCUUCUGUAAAAUUCAAUGCCAAAGUUUCUGAAGCUGGAUGGCCACCAAAGAAAUCUCCUCCAUUGAGCACUUUAAUAUCAUUGUGUCGAAACAUGUAUCUAUAUCUAAAACAAGAUCCAAAAAAUACUUGUAUUGUUCAUUGCCUAGAUGGAAAAUCAUCAUCUGCAGUUCUUGUUUGUGCAUUUCUUAUAUUUUGUAAAUUAUUUAAAAAACCAGAAGAAGCACUUCAACUUUUCGCAUUAAGAAGAUGUGGGGUAACGAUGGUACCAUCUCAGUUCAGGUAUAUACAAUAUGUUGCUAAUAUUGUAUCCGACAAACCUGUCUAUCCUCAUACUAAUCCUGUUGCAAUUAACUCAAUAGUGAUGAAACCUGUCCCUCUUUUUACUAAAUUAAGAGAUGGAUGUAGACCUUUUGUUGAAAUUUAUGUUGGUGAGGAUCGAGUUUUUACAACCUCACAAGAGUAUGAAAGAAUAAGGCAUUUCAACAUGUCUGAUGGCCAAGUCAGUAUUCCGCUUAAAACUGCAGUGUUUGGUGAUAUUACAUUAAUAGUGUAUCAUGCUAGGUCAACAUUUGGAGGAAAAGUUCAAGGGAAGGUUACAGCAUAUAAAAUCUUACAGCUGCAGCUGAAUACUGGUUUCAUAGCUCCUGGAACUCAAUCUCUAACCUUCAGCAGGAGAGAAUUAGAUGGAAUUGAAGAGAUUGAUCGCUAUCCAGAAAAUUUCACAGUAACUUUAGGUGUGAACAUAUCUGAGAAAAAAUCUGAUAUUUUGCCAAUAUGGAAGGAAAUAUCUCAAAUGCACUUGAAUCCCCGGUUAUUAUUCAAUACUGAUGAAGAGCUGGAUACUUGUUUGUCUCAUUUUGGUCAACCUAAAUCCGAAUCUGAGUUUGCAUCAACUAUAAACUGGCAAGAAAAAGAGGCAUUUCUUGCCCCUGAUGGUUCGGAUAGUGAUAACUCGGCUAGUCCUACACCAACACCGACUAUUGCAGACGAUGUUCAGCCUCCAGUGCCUGAAAUGGAUCUUCUUAAUCUGAGCAACAAUUGUGCUCCGGCCCCUUCUACAAACCAAAAUGCUGAACCUGUAAACCUCUUGGAUAUAGAUAACGAUAUGAACAGUGCAACUAGCAAUUUUGACCUUUUAAUGAAUCCUCAAGCUGUUCCAGUUAUAGGAACGAACAACAAUGACUUGAGUUAUAGUAAUGGAUUUGGUGCGUUCUCAGAUGAUUUAACAGCUCCAAAUGUUGCUCCAAAAGCUGAUGAUCCUUUUUCUGUUUUACAAAAUGAUUCAAAAUUUCCAAGUAACCAGUCUAAUGCCAAUACCAAUGCAUCAGAUUUGUUUGAUUUUUUUGGACCAUCUAGUGGAUUUGACAAUCUGAAAACAAGUGCCAGUGCUAAUAGUACACCUCAGCAUAAACCUGGAAUACCAUCAAGUGCUUCUGCAUUUAAUAUGAGUGCAGCAGCCAGUCAAGAUUCUUCAUUACUAGGCAGUUGGGACUCAGUUUAUCAACCGGGAGUUUCAGCAAAUCCUCCGCCAACAGCAGCAUCUAACAUUGCUGGGAAUCAAAACUUCUUAGGACAGCGACUUACGGCUGGUGGAAUUCCACGAAAUGCAUCAACUCCAAAUUUAGAAGCUCUGGCCAAAUCAGAUCCAUUUGCUGAUUUAGGUUCAUUAGGAAAAAUGAAAUUUGGAGGCGAAAAGCUGCAGCCUCAAGCAGAAAGUCCUCCAUCUAAUCCUACUGGUGAUCAGUUUUUAGAUUCUAGUCCUCAACAUUUUCCACGCCCCCAGUCUUAUGGGGGAACUGCAAAUUCAACAUUCCCAUCACAAGCACCUGGAGCUCCACCUUCAAAGCCCGAUUACAAUCGGCAACAUUUCAGCGUGUUCGGAGAGCGAGAUGGGGCCAAGAAAGGCGGUGCUCCCAAGCCAAAACUGGGUGAUGAUGAAUUUCAAGACCUUAUAGGCGGCAUAGGUGGUAAUUUUGCUAGUUUUACAAAAAAGAGUGAUGGUCCCAGAACAAUUGCAGAAAUGAGGAGAGAAGAACUUGCCAAAGAGUUGGAUCCUGAACGCUUAAAAAUCAUGGAUUGGACAAGUCACAAAGAAAGAAACAUUAGAGCUCUUCUAUGUUCCUUGCACACAAUGUUAUGGGAAGGCACUAGAUGGUCAGAAUGUGGUAUGCAUCAGUUAGUAACCCCUGCUGAUGUGAAGAAGAUGUACAGAAAAGCUUGUUUAGCUGUGCAUCCGGACAAGCAAGUUGGAACUGAAAAUGAAAAUUUAGCAAAAUUAAUAUUUAUGGAACUGAACGAUGCAUGGAGUGAAUUUGAAAAACAAAACAAUCUUGCCUAGUCACUUAAAAGAUUACGUGAUGAAAUAGUUGGCAGUAUGGUAUUUGCCAAUAACAGAAUAGUUAUUUGUGUGCACAGUGCAUGUACUUUCCGACUAUUCUGAAAUUCCAUGUAAAAAUAACUUUGGUUUGUAAAUAGUUCUAAUACAAAAAUUGUAGAAUUGAUGUAAGAUAUGUAUCAAAUUUGGUUCAACUAAAAGACACCUUGUGUGGCCUUAUUUAUGGUGCAAGAAUGUAAGAUUAUUAUGAGGACCUUAUAGAUUGUAAAAUUGUUAUAUAAAAUGAGAUUUGGCUUUAUAUAAGUUGAUUUUCCCUUGAGAAUUAUCUGUUUCAAUUGAACUGAAAUAUAGAAAUACUAUGCAUAAUAUGGUUCUCAUAAUAACUCUGGUAUUUCAUAAUAGAGCUAUAUUUUUCAAAUAUCAAAAGUGACUAUCAGGUUAUUGUUUCCAGAUAAUUUCAUCUGCGUUUCAUUUCAGAUUCAUAGAUUGUCUUUCACUUCUGAAUGUUUGUUACUGUCUGUUUUUAAAAUCCAUUUAAAGCUGUAAUCCAAAUUUUGACAUACUGUUCAUCUGUUUGUAUAUUUAUCAAAAUGACUCGGUUGAGACUUGUAUAUAUUAAGAGAUUAUUUUUUUUUUACUUUGCGUUCAAUUAAAUUCUUUAAAAAUUAAGAUUACAUUUGUUCUGUUGAAGUUGUAAAUUUUAAUCUAAAUGUUUAAUAUAUGGAGCUAAUAACUUUGCUCAAGUGUUUAAUUUUUUUGUUCUGUGCAUGUUAUUUUUAAGGUUUAAGUAACCCUUUAAGGACUAUGUCCCAUAAAAUUGAGUUUAUUUCAUAAAAUCUUCACCUCAUAGCCAGACUAACGUAAAUCGCACUAUAACGACUUUGUAGGGGUGCAUAAAAAUAUUGGUGCAUAGAAAGGUUGGUACCCAUACUCUUAUAACACUGGUAACGUAAUGUAAAGGAAUUGUUUAAAUAGAAUUACCCUAUGACACCCUAAUUUUGUAAUUCCAAAAUCCAGAAGAUCCAAAAUCCGGAACUUUUUCCUUUAAAAAAAUCUGAAUUAUUAUUUAUUAUAUAUAUAUUUUUCAGUUUUAAAGCUUAAGAUUAGUUAGGUUUGGCAAUUACUUGUUGAAAACACAGUACUUUCAAUUAAGCUUUUUUAAAACGUUUUUCGAUGGCACGUGCUAUGCAUAAAUAAGUGUUUUGCUGCAAUUAUGUAGCAAUCUUUUAACAUCCACUUUCGAUAAACAAUAAUUCCUUUUUUUUCUUCUCAUGCGUAUGCAAGGGUGCCCUCCCCCCUAAGAGCUAGGGCGUACCCCUCCCAAAAAAUUGCAAACACCCCCCAAAGCAAGAGCCUCCCCAAAAGAAAAAUACCCUUAUCCCCCCCCUUUCAAAAUUUCAAUGGCGUAUUCUGCACCAUGACCCCCCCUAGAUGAGCACCUCUCUAAGUAUGCAAUACAAAGCCUAUUCAACAAAAGUACAAAAUUAUUUGUAAAAAUGAUUUUUUAUUGUAUCAAUUGGUACAUUGCAUAAUAAUAAAAAGCAGCAUCGGCAGACUAUACCCCACUGCAAAUUAUCACCACCUUUUUUUAGCAUAAUGAAGUACACUUUCAUUCAGAUCGAUCAAAAAAUUAAGGAAAUUUAGUGCGAACAUUUGCAAAACCAGGAAACCGUCAUGAAUACAAGAGAGUUUUUCCUAUUUUUUGGCUCUGAAUACGUAAUCCGGAAAAAUUUCGAUAUCCAGAAAGGUGGUGGUCCCGAGCAUUCUGAAUUUGAGGUCUCAUAUUAUACCUUAUGGCUCAAUACAGAAUACGAUUCUACGUACAAUGCAGUCAUAAAAUAAAAAUCAGUUUUUGAGCUUACGUUAGUCUGACCCUUAGUUGCAGAAUUAUCCAAUACAAAAAUUUACAAAUUAACAUAUUUUAAAAAUAUUACACAGACACCACAAUUUUAAUUUUAGCAAAACAAAAAAGUUAUUGUGAAAUAAAAAUUCUAUAAUUUUGUUUUGAAAACACAGAAACUUCAGUAUUCUACUUCUGAGCUUAUGGUUUUUAAAGGGUUAAAUGUUGAUUUAUAAAAUUGCUUUAAAGCUUGUUGUUAAUGCUCAUUUGUUUUGUUAAGAUGGAUAGAGUGCCAAAGAAUUGCAUUUGUAUUAUGUGUCGUAAAAGUUGAUGUAUCAAAUAUUUAAAAAACUAUUAGUUUAAAAAUUGUUUUACAUUUUAUUUCCAAAUUUCCAUUUUUAAUAAUAUAUUAAUAACAGUUUGAGGAAGGGAUCUCAUAUUCAUUUUAUAAUGUAACCUAAAUUUGCAAUAAGUUUUUGUUUUUAUUAUGUAAAUAUUUAUGUUUUGUACUUAAAAACUUUUCUGUCUGCAUCAAGCAGAUCUCCGUUCCAACUAUGUAUUCAUUUUUAAAUUUAUCAUUUUGAGCUCAGAAUUAUUUAAUUCGUCUUGCCGUCCGUUGAAUAAAGGAUAUUAUUUUCAUAAUUUCUUCAUUUGUGUAUGUAAAUAAAUAACUUUGCAUUUUAAACUAGUUUGUUAAAUGUAACUAAGUGUUUUUAAAGCAAGUGCUUUUUUUUUUUUUAAUUUUAAGCAUUUUUCAGCAACAAUUAUUUUUUUUAAGGUUUAGUUUGAAGAAUUAUUUUUUAUUUUGAAUAUAAACUUAAUUAAAAACUUUUGUGCAUUCUGUUUUUAUAGAAAUGGUAAAAAUGAUUUAAUCAUUUAUGUAAUUAUUAUAUUGAUCAUAGUUAUGGCAAUUGCAUUUCUUUUUGCUGUAAACUAUAAAAACAUUUUAUUGUGACAUGCAACCAAGUUAAGAAGAACUAUUGAUAUGAAACAAACUCCCAUCGGUCACAAAUAAUCUUUAACUUACAGUUCUGAUGUACGUGAAAGAUGUGAGUGCUUUAAGUUUAGGAACACUAUUGCUAUCAACUCUCAAUAACUCGAAGUCCCAAAGGCUAAAACUUUUAAGUGAUUUAGGGGAAGAUCUUACAGCUUCUCAAGAGUUUGGAACACAAUGGAAACUUCCAAAUAAAAAAAUAUUUGAUUUAUUGAGGUUCGACUGCAUAUAAAAUGCAGUUGUUUAGUUACAUGCUUAUGUCUAUUAGAUUAAAUUUUUGUAAGUUUAAUAAAAUAAUAUUUUCUUUAUUAACAUUAAUUACUGUACUUACCUUCUCUCUUUUAGAAUCACAAAAUUCUAAGCACUUGUACAUAGAGGAGAAUUAGCUGCAGCAUCAUUUUUAAGCUCAUGAAUCUUAGAUUCAAAAACAUUCGGUUAUUUUAGUUGAAGUAGAAGCACUUUUAACUGUGCAAGUUUUUAAAAGAACUUCACUCGCAGCAAAAACUUACAAAAUGAUGAAAACAUUGUUUUUUUGUUUCAAAAGAUCAAUGUGUGAGGUCAUUAAUCUAGUGUGAUUUAUAAUGACAAAAUUCUCCAACAUUUUUGUGGUCUGUUUUAUGUUUGACUACCUAAAUUGUUUUUGUUCAAUAAUUUCUCUUUUAGGAAUAUUGCUUGAAUUAAUGUUAACAAAAAUUAAAUGAAGUACUUUGAAAAAAUUGUAGCAAGUGUAUUGAAAUUCUUUCUGGCACUAGAAAAAAUAAAUCAUGUUUCUUUGUAAUGAUUGAUGCCAACAUUAUUGUCUGGUUAAGUUGGCAGUUUCAGAGAAAGUAAUAAGUUAAUAAUUAUUAUUGUAAAUAAAAAGUAAAAUUCUUAAAAUAAAUAAAUAAAUAAUUCAAAAUAAAAUAAAUUAAUAAAUAAAUGAAUAAAUAAAUAAAUGAAAUUAAAAAAAAAAAAACAAUUAUUGCAGAAAUUUCCAUUAAAUUUAUUUUUAAAACUUGAUUCUGUUUUACAGUAUUAAAUUUUAGAAUAGGAUUGAAAACUGUUGUUGAAUUCUAAAAUAAUGCAGAAAUGUAAAAUCUGUUUUAAUUCUCUUUGUAUGGUGAUUUGUUUUUCUUUGGCAAGGCCUAGCUUUUUCUACUUACGUAAGCACCUUACACAUGUUCUGGAUAUUCCUUAAUAAAUCUAUGCUGUGUAAUGUUUACUCACUUCAUGAUACCUUUGUUGUAAUUAAGAAUUACAAAAAUGAACAACCCCGUUUUGUAUUAAUGCUCAAUACUGAUUAAUUCUAUUUUGUGAUGUUUCAUAAUUUAUUCAAGCAGUUUUAAUCAUCCUAUCUUCUUUUUUUUUUUUUGGUUGAUGCGUAUAAUUUUUGUGUUUGUGUGUUUAAUUAGAACGUAUGUUAUCUAAAGAAUUGAUAGAGCAAGGUGGAUUACAGUUCCUUCAUCCGAUAUAUUCUUUGUACAUAAAAAAUUAUAUUUUAUCAUUCCUAUACUGAAGUACAUUCCAUUUUCAUUCUGAAUGUGUAAUAUUUUCUUUUUACUUUAAUUUCAAGUUGUGCUCUACCAUAGCAAUAAUGUUUCAAAAUAUCCUAUUCAAAACUUAUCAAUAGAUUGCAGUGUAUAUUUAAUGUCAGAUAUUGCUAUUAUUUCUAGAUGUUCACAGUUUUGAUGUUGAAGAAAAUACAAUUUUAAAUCCUAUCUUUGGUUAAAAUGUAGUAACUUACUUUCAAAUCGAACCUAUGUGUAAUGAUGUAUCAUAUGGAAUUGAUUCAAUCUCUGUAUAUAAGAUGUGUCUACAGCUCUUGUGCUCGAUGUAGAGAAUAAAAAUGUUAUGUAAAUUA
Messenger RNA from Uloborus diversus, 7136 nucleotides. RefSeq names its product cyclin-G-associated kinase-like (gene aux). NCBI's taxonomy places the organism in Eukaryota, Metazoa, Arthropoda, Arachnida, Araneae, Uloboridae. Gene Ontology annotation, biological process: dephosphorylation. Gene Ontology annotation, cellular component: cytosol. The record is from RefSeq and is a predicted model, not a curated record. Gene Ontology annotation, molecular function: phosphatidylinositol-3,4,5-trisphosphate 3-phosphatase activity.